Homarus americanus (American lobster) is the source of this 4935-nucleotide messenger RNA. Its product is annotated as RNA-binding protein 25-like. Gene Ontology annotation, molecular function: mRNA binding. Gene Ontology annotation, cellular component: spliceosomal complex. The record is from RefSeq and is a predicted model, not a curated record. Gene Ontology annotation, biological process: mRNA processing; regulation of alternative mRNA splicing, via spliceosome. The transcript has 19 exons. Lineage: Eukaryota; Metazoa; Arthropoda; Malacostraca; Decapoda; Nephropidae. Bases 121 to 2730 code for a protein of 869 amino acids.
AGUAUUGACGUGGACGAGCCAGGUAUAGUCCAUGUGUUCCUGAUACUAUUGCCUUCCUCAAGCUACUACUCCACACACACUCAUUGGAAGAGUCAAGUUGAGACUGGCAGGCUAGUUGAAAUGGCGUUCAAUCCUCGUCCUCCACUCAUGCCGGGCGUACCAUUAUCAACCAUGAUGGGGGCACCUUUCACUCUAGCAAGAGGACCACUUACCAUUGAUCUGCGUCAAAUAUCGCCUAUUGCCAAUAUUGUGCAAGCAGUUGGCAUCCCUAUAUCACAGUUAUACUUGCAGGCAAUCUCCCAAAUUCCAACCCCUGUAUCAAGCCGGCCACCUGUCCGUACUAUCACCACAGACUCCUCCAACAAAAAUACACAGGGCCCUUCCAACAAUCAUGGUAUGAAACCUCCAAGCUAUUCCAAACGAUUAGAAUCAUCAGGUCCGGCGGUGACUGUGUUUGUUGGCAACAUUACCGAGAAGGCGCCUGAUGUGAUGGUUCGACAUAUUCUCAACACUUGUGGCAAUGUGCACAGUUGGAAGAGAGUUCAGGGAGCUUCUGGCAAAUUGCAAGCAUUUGGGUUUUGUGAGUUUGGGAACCCAGAUGCAGCCCUGCGAGCCAUUAGACUGCUUCAUGACUAUGAGAUUGCUGAAAAGAAAUUGGUUGUCAAAGCUGAUGCAAAAACCAAAGAAGUUUUAGAUGAUUAUAAAGAGAAGCGAAAGAAAUCCAAACAAAAUGGUGAUUCUUCACCUUUACAAGAUGAGUUAGAUGAAGGUGAUGAUUACAUGGAUGAGGAUAUGCGAUUAGAAGAUGCAGCAGCAGUGAGGCGUAUUAACGAAAUCCUCUCCGAUCACAAGAAAGACAUCAUGAACUACGUCCCACCUCCUAACAAACAUGACAUGAGAGAAAAACGCAUGUCUAAAGUUCAAGAAAAACUAGUUGCACUAUCAAGUGGGGCUGAUAUUGCCAACAUCCCUACCACAACAAUGUCCAUUUUGCAGAAUCUGGAUGACAUGGAAGAUGUGGAAGAGGGUAAAAAAGAGCUGAUUACACGAGAGAUUACGCAGUUCCGGGAACAGAUGAAGAAACAGGAAGAAGAGAAGGAGAGGGAGAGAAGGCUAAGAGAGAAGGACAGAGAGCGGGACCGAGACCGAGAUAGAGAGCGAGAACGGGAGAGAGAGCGGGAAAGAGACAGGGAGAGGGAACGAGAGAGGGAGAGGGAACGUGAACGAGAGAGAGAAAGGGAAAGAGAACGUGAACGGGAGAGAGAAAGAAGAGAGAGAGAGGAGAAGCUAAGGCGGCGAUCACGCUCUGGGUCUCGUGGUGGCAGCAUAAGAAGAUCCCGAUCCCAAUCGGUUGAUAAUCGUAGAUUAAAGAAAGAGAAGAGAUAUUCCAGAUCUAGAUCACCUUCACCCAUACGUAAAAGUGAGAGAGAUGUGUUACGAGAGAAAGAGGAAGAAGCUGAAGACAAAGAACGGAAGGAACAAGAGAGAAAAGUUCGAAAAAAGGAAUUGCAAUAUCAGAGUGGAAUGCUGUGGAAACUCGACCAUUGCCUGUACUUUGGACAUUCCCAUGGACUGUUACAAGCAACACGCAUCAACUCCAGUUGGAUGGAGAGGUUAAAAAACUGGGAGACCCGCGAGCACAAGAAACAGAAAGAAUUGGACCGAGAGAAGGAGAAAGACAGGCAGAAGGAACAGGAGAGAGAGAAGGAAGCCAAAAGAUUGAAGGAGUUCUUAGAAGACUACGAUGAUGAGAGAGAUGAUCCAAAGUACUACAAGGGACAUGCAUUCCAAAGAAGAUUAGUGGAGCGAGAACAGGAGAAGGAGAUGGAUACACGAGAUCGAGUUAAGGAGAAGGAGGAACUAGAGGAACUGAGAACAAAGAUACUAGCUGAAGGGCAUGAUAACCCUGAUGCUGCCUUCGAGAAGGCUUGUGCAGAGAGAGAGGAGCAGUACAAGCCCAAGCUGUUGGUUAAGCCUGCAGAACGUAAGAUUCCACCUCCUGCUCCUGUACCGGCAGAGCCUCCGCCUGAACUUCCACAGAUCCCUGAGCAGCCGCCACUUCCUCUGACUGUAGCAGAAUCAGACUCUGACUCAGAUGGCCAUAUGUCUGAUGCUCCUCCAGAACCUAUGCCAGAUAUAGAGGAGGAAAACUCUCAGUCCAGAGAUGCAUUCAUGUCAUCUGUGGAUACUACACCUCAACCACCAAAGAGAAAAAAAUAUGACGUAAAAGAUGUUUUUAAUCAAGAUGAUGAUGACCUACCAUCAAAAAAGAAGAAACUUCCUUUGCCAGAACGGACUCUGAGUGCGAAGGAAGAUCCUUUGCAAAAAUUGCUUAGAAAUUCAAUAGAACCAGGGAAAGAUAAGGGCAACAAAGAGAAGGGCGGUGGAGAAGAGAAACGUAAACAUAUCAAGAGCAUGAUCGACAAGAUCCCUACUAGUAAAGAGGAACUUUUUGCAUACCCAAUCGACUCGUCCCUUGUUGACAAUGUUCUUAUGGAGAAGAGAAUCCGGCCAUGGAUAAACAAGAAGAUCAUUGAAUAUAUUGGAGAACCAGAGCCUACUUUGGUAGAUUUCAUUUGCUCAAAGGUUCUUGUUGGGUCGGAACCACAGUCUCUACUAAAUGAUGUACAGAUGGUUCUUGAUGAUGAAGCAGAAGUUUUUGUUGUCAAGAUGUGGCGGUUAUUAAUCUAUGAGAUAGAAGCAAAGAAAUUGGGAGCUGGGAAGACCUAAUGUGACAUUGCUGGCCAAUGUUAACAAGGAAGUGCCAGCAUCACAAUUAUUCUUGGCUGAAAGAUUAAAGUGAGAAUUUUAUUUUAACAUUCAGGGUACUCUGUUCUUGUAAAUAAUAAUUGUUAUAUAUAAUUACAAAAUAUUUGACGACCCACUUUGCUUAUGUUGCUAAAAAAAAGUUUCUUGCAGAGCAAAGCACAAAACUGUUCAAUAAAGUUACUUAGGGUUAAAUGAAGUUUAAAGAAGUUGAGUGAAAGUUGUUGAAAGUUUUUAGUACUGUAUAAGGAAAAUUCCUUUCAGUUGUUUUGUGCAAAGACUUUCAUUUAUAAUUAACCCUUUUGCUGGUCAAUGACGCUCUUUGUGUCACUACACGGACCAUUAGACGUGAGAAGUCUCCCAAGACCCUGAGCACUCACACUGGCGCAUAAGAUAUCUUCACACUCAUUUUCAGUCAUCCCAUAUCAUUUGUACAACUAUUUUGUUCUUUUAUCACUUAGUCAUAUUGUUUAUCUUUAUAACUCAAUAAAAAAAAUAAAUAAAAAGUUUGCAUAAUUUUACCCCUGAAUGGUAAAUGAAAAAAUUAAUUUAAAAGAAAAAUUAUGCAUUUUAGGUGAUGCAGUUUGCCUCAUCGGCCUGCUUACGGGUGAGAAUUGGAGCAGAUGGUCAGCCGGCGAAAGGGUUAAAUUAAAGCAAUAUCAAAGAAAAUAUCUGAGACUUAAGGUUCAAACUUCAUUUUAUACCAUAUAACUUCAAGGCAAGUUGAAUAUUGGUGGAAGGGUUGAGAGAAUUUGUUUUUCAACUUUUGUAAACCAGAAUUGUCUUAUGUUUUUAUUCAAAGUAUACAAUAAAAUACUUUUGAGCAUUGUGGUAGUUUUGGGUUUUUAGGUUUGACACUGAAUAUUGACAUUAAUGUAAUGUGAAAUUGUCUACUACAACUUUAGCAAUUAAUAAAAUUGCCUAUACAACCAAUUUAACUUGGACUUAUGCAGUGUAACUUUCUUUCAAAAACCUUAAAUAAUUUCCUUACACUAAACUUCAGUGUAGUAUAUCAGUUAGGAACCUAAUAUUUUGUGUAAAUGUAGCCUAAUGUUACAGAAAGACGUGAUAUGAUCAUGAGAAUUAUCAGGUAUCACAUGAUUUAUCACAUGACCCGUUAGUGGCGUUUACUGGUUUUCAUUGUCAUGCCCUGGCACUCACUGUGUUUGUGUGACUGAGUGAAAACCGCUAAAGGCUACUGAUGGAUAACACAAAGCACAACCCACAAACACAAUCCACAAACAAUAAGCGCCACGGCGUGACUUAAGGAAAACUGUUAAACAUCACUGACAGGUCAUGUGAUGCCCAAUAACUCUCGGUGUCAUUCCAUGUCUUUCUGUAACAUUAGGCUACAUUUACACAACAUAUAAGGUUCCUAACUGAUAUUGUUUUUAGUGUAUGGAAAUUAUUUAGGGUUCUCAAAUGAAAAAACAAAAACACUGUAUAUCUAUGAUAUUUAUAUCUUUUAGCCAUUCCAUGAUGAAUGGUAAGAAAACAAUAGUGUAUGGGGCUGAAGAAUAGAUAUUGCUAAGAAUGACAAGAUCAUUGAAUUAUACAGUAUUUUGAAUCUAGAGGAAACUUAAAAUAUCAGUUCAUCUCGUGGAGUAUGUGUAAGUCUCAGUUGAAAAAUAUCUUGUAAAGAGAAGGACAGAGCCCUUCAGUUGGAAGUGAUCUUGUUACAUAUUGACACCUGCACGUAUACUAAUAUGUAACAAAGUGUUGUCCACAGUUUUGUGGAAGUUGAGGUAAGCCACAACAAUCAGAGAGCGUGUGUGAAUAGUACCUGCUUUCCACUCAUCAUUUUAUUUAUUCAUACUUUGUUUUUAUUAUUAUUAUUAUUAUUAUUAUCUUUUUCUCCUUAGGUUAGUGAGGAUUUUGUAAUUUAAUAUUUUUGAAUGCCAUCACUUAUAAUAAGAGAGCCAUUCAUUUAUAUGUUUAAAAUUGGCAACAUCAGGUUAAUUACUUAAAUGUGCUGCAGUAAAUUGGAAUAUAUUAUGGAAAUAUACCCAGUUAAUUGGCUUAUACAUAAUGGUCUUUAAUUACACAUGAUGCCAAUUUUGUAAACGGAUCACCCAUGGUGCAAACUUGUGAAAAUCCAGGUCUGUAUGUUUAGUGUAUGGUGUGUGGACCCACCCUGUGAUUGUAAAUAAAUAAAGAUUUACAAUUUUU